Molecule: messenger RNA, 588 nt
Organism: Stegodyphus dumicola
Lineage: Eukaryota; Metazoa; Arthropoda; Arachnida; Araneae; Eresidae
Source: RefSeq, a predicted model, not a curated record
AUGGGAGACUUGCUUUCUAGUAGAUUUAGUGUUGGCAGAACAUUUCUUAACGUUGGACUUGAUUUUAGUGGACCAUUCAUUAGAAAACCUAACCUGGCACGCAGCAGAGUAAGAAUUAAAUCGUACAUUGGUCUUUUUAUUUGCUUUGCCACUAAAGCAAUUCAUCUCGAGGUUGUUUCAGACUUACCAACAGAUGCCUUUCUAGCGGCUUUAAGACGGUUUAUCUCUAGACGUGGAAGGCCGGUAAAUCUGUAUUCUGAUAACGCAACGAAUUUUCGAGGAGCAGCAACCCACAUAAAAUACCAAUCAGUGCUUCUCAAUUCUGCUAAAAUUCAAAACUUUGAAGCUCAAGAAUCUAUUGUAUGGCAUUUUAUCCCACCUUCAGCUCCACAUUUCGGAGGACUGUGGGAGACUGGAAUCAAAUCUGCGAAGCAACAUUUAUUCGAAGUUUUCAAGUCAGCUCUCUUAACUUUUGAGGAACCUACCACUCUAGUAAUACAGAUUGAAGCAUGUCUAAAUUCUAGGCCACUGCCUCCUCUUCUUCAGAUCCUCAGGAUUUCGAACCGCUUACUCCAGGACACUUUUUAA